AUGGUUUGGGGCGAGGCAUCUCUGACAAAGAGGGAUUCAAAGAACUCGAUGUUGCUUCACACGGUGAGUGUGAUUAUAGCCAUACUUUUAAUGAAAUUGAGGCUGACUGAGAAUAUGCUUGCACAUUUGGAUCCUUUGUACACAACAUUUCUUAUGAAAAUUGGUCUGUACUGUGAGUUUGCUGCACUUAUCAGCAUGGCCGGUAAAGAUGGAAAUAGUUCUUCUGCCAAGGGUAAGAAAAAGGAAGUGAAAAAGGAGACCGGCCUAGGCCUUUCUAAUAAGAAAGAUGAAAACUUUGGAGAAUGGUACUCUGAGGUUGUUGUUAAUGGGGAGAUGAUUGAAUACUAUGACAUAUCUGGCUGUUACAUUCUGAGACCAUGGGCAAUGUCAAUCUGGGAGGUCAUGCAAACCUUCUUUGAUGCUGAAAUCAAGAAAAUGAAAAUUAAGAACUGCUACUUUCCACUGUUUGUAUCAUCUAAUGUCCUACAAAAAGAGAAGGACCACAUCGAGGGGUUUGCCCCUGAGGUUGCAUGGGUUACAAAGUCAGGAGAAUCUGAGUUGGAGAUGCCGAUUGCAAUCCGUCCAACCAGUGAAACUGUCAUGUAUCCAUAUUUCUCCAAGUGGAUAAGGGGGCACCGUGACUUGCCCUUGAGACUCAACCAGUGGUGUAAUGUUGUUAGAUGGGAAUUCAGCAAUCCCACUCCAUUUAUAAGGAGUCGUGAGUUUCUUUGGCAGGAAGGACACACUGCUUUUGCAACCAAGGAGGAGGCAGAUACUGAGGUGCUUGACAUUUUGGAACUCUAUAGGCGCAUAUACGAAGAAUUCUUGGCUGUUCCAGUCAUUAAGGGGAAAAAGAGCGAGCAUGAGAAAUUUGCUGGUGGACUUUAUACGACUACUGUUGAGGCCUUCGUCCCAAACACCGGACGUGGUGUGCAAGGUGCAACAUCUCACUGCUUGGGUCAAAAUUUUGCAAAAAUGUUUGAGAUAAAUUUUGAGAACGAAAAAGGUGAAAAGGCUAUGGUCUGGCAGAAUUCCUGGGCAUACACCACUAGAACGGGUUUUCUGAGUGAGUGCUUCUGUUCUGGAGGGUUUUCAAAGUACUUGCUCUCUGCUCUUUGUGUAUUUCUGUAUCUAAUAUUCUGGGUGAUGAUAAUGGUUCAUGGGGAUGAUAAGGGCUUGGUGCUGCCUCCUAAAGUUGCAUCUCUCCAAGUGAUUGUAGUGCCCGUGCCUUAUAAGGAUGCCAACACUCAGGGAAUCUUUGAUGCAUGUGCCGCCACCGUAAAAUCUUUGGAUGAAGCAGGAAUUCGUGCUGAGGCGGAUUUCAGAGAUAAUUAUUCACCUGGAUGGAAGUACUCUAACUGGGAAUUGAAAGGGGUUCCUCUAAGGAUUGAAAUAGGACCUAAAGACUUGGCCAAUAAUCAGGUUCGUGCCGUCCGACGUGACAAUUCAGCUAAAAUUGACAUCCCUAUGGCUGAUUUGGUGGAAAGAGUGAAGGAGAUGCUCAACAACAUUCAGCAAAGUCUCUUUGAUGUUGCCAAGCAAAAACGAGAUGCCUGCAUCCAAGUUGUUCGCACAUGGGAAGAAUUUGUGGAAGCACUUGGUCAGAAGAAGAUGAUUCUGGCCCCAUGGUGCGAUGAGGAGGAAGUGGAGAAGGAUGUAAAGGCUCGCACGAAAGGAGACAUGGGUGCAGCUAAGUCACUGUGUUCUCCAUUUGACCAGCCUGAACUCCCAGAAGGCACGUUGUGCUUCGCAUCAGGUAAGCCUGCGAAAAAAUGGACCUACUGGGGAAGGAGCUACUGAUCUUUGUUCUCAUUUAGUAUAUUCAUAGUCUGGAUUCAAAUGGCGAUAUAAUUUGAACUUCAAUUUAGUGAUUUGGUAUAUCAUACUCAUACGGUUUCUGAUUACUUGGGACUUUUUGUUAGGACCAUAUCAUUAUUGGUUUACUACUGCUUAGUGUGUGUUGGAUUUUAUUUUAUGAUUUUGACUGGAACAAAACCGCGAGUGUUUUUUAAUCUAAUUUUCUAUUAGCAUGGAUUAUUAGUAUUUUUGUUCUAAUUUUUUGUUUGGUCCUUCAAUUGGGAUUUAUAAAUUUAAUUGUGGGUUUGAUGUGACACCUGGC
Messenger RNA from Striga asiatica, 2119 nucleotides. Lineage: Eukaryota; Viridiplantae; Streptophyta; Magnoliopsida; Lamiales; Orobanchaceae. The record is from the annotation of a GenBank genome assembly.